GAGGGUUAAAGGCUUUGGGAUCCGCCUGCGGGGCGAGGGAUUGAAGGGCAGUGCGGGCCACCGUUGGCAGGACCAUGGCAACCGGGAGUGGGAAGAAGGUUUGCAUCGUGGGGUCCGGAAACUGGGGCUCAGCCAUCGCCAAGAUCGUAGGCACCAAUGCCGGACAACUGGACCGGUUCGACUCUCGGGUGACCCUGUGGGUGUUUGAGGAGGAGGUGGACGGCCGGAAGCUGACCGAGAUCAUCAACUCCCAACAUGAAAACGUCAAGUAUCUUCCAGGCCACAAGCUGCCCCCCAACGUGGUGGCCGUGGCGGACCUGGUGCAGGCGGCGUCCGGAGCAGAUGUGCUGGUCUUCGUGGUCCCGCACCAGUUCAUCGGCCGCGUCUGCGAGCAGCUCAAGGGACACCUGAAAGCGGAGACCCUCGGCGUGUCCCUCAUCAAGGGCGUGGACGAGGGCCCCCAAGGGCUGAAGCUGAUCUCAGAGGUGAUCCGGGACAGUCUGGGCAUCCCCAUGAGCGUGCUCAUGGGUGCCAACAUCGCCAACGAGGUGGCGGCUGAGAACUUCUGUGAGACCACCAUCGGGUGCAGGGACCCAGCCCAGGGUCAGCUGCUGAAGGAACUCUUUCAGACGCCCAAUUUCCGGGUCACUGUGGUCAAGGAAGUGGACACGGUUGAGAUCUGUGGAGCCCUCAAGAACGUGGUGGCGGUGGGCGCCGGCUUCUGCGACGGGCUGGGCCUGGGCGACAACACGAAGGCGGCAGUGAUCCGGCUGGGCCUCACCGAGAUGAUCGGCUUCGCCAGGCUGUUCUGCGCCGGGCCCGUGACGCCCGACGUCUUCCUGGAGAGCUGCGGCGUGGCCGACCUCAUCACCACCUGCUACGGGGGACGCAACCGCCGCCUGGCCGAGGCCUUCGUGCGCACCGGCAAGUCCCUGGAGCAGCUGGAGGUGGAGAUGUUGAACGGGCAGAAGCUGCAGGGUCCGCAGACGGCCCGGGAACUCCACAGCAUCCUCCGACACCGGUCCGCCGUGGACAAGUUCCCCCUCUUCGUGGCGGUGUACCAGGUUUGCUACGAGGGCCACCCGGUGUCGGAGUUUAUCCGCUGCCUCCAGAACCAUCCACAGCACAUGUGAACCAGGACCGCUCGGCCCGGCCGGGCGAAUCCCUCGCCCCACCAAGGGGACCUCCUUCUCCUCAAUGCAGGCCGCGGCGGACCACCCGGGGCACGUCUCCCUAUAGGCCCGGGACUUUCGUCUCUGCCCCUGCGGGAGCCACAGGAGGACCCCGGAAUAGGGGGCGGGGGGCUCCACAGGCCUGGCACCGGUUGGACCCGUUGUGAACCAAAUACAGAGAUCUGCAGCUC
Molecule: messenger RNA, 1363 nt
Organism: Tachyglossus aculeatus (Australian echidna)
Lineage: Eukaryota; Metazoa; Chordata; Mammalia; Monotremata; Tachyglossidae
Gene: GPD1
Product: glycerol-3-phosphate dehydrogenase 1
Exons: 8
Coding region: 75-1133 (352 amino acids)
Biological process (GO): carbohydrate metabolic process; glycerol-3-phosphate catabolic process
Cellular component (GO): glycerol-3-phosphate dehydrogenase (FAD) complex; cytosol
Molecular function (GO): protein homodimerization activity; NAD binding; glycerol-3-phosphate dehydrogenase [NAD(P)+] activity
Source: RefSeq, a predicted model, not a curated record